This is a messenger RNA of Hyposmocoma kahamanoa, 1432 nucleotides long. It is a transcript of the gene Rpn7, whose product is annotated as 26S proteasome non-ATPase regulatory subunit 6. Gene Ontology annotation, biological process: proteasome-mediated ubiquitin-dependent protein catabolic process. Bases 107 to 1255 code for a protein of 382 amino acids. NCBI's taxonomy places the organism in Eukaryota, Metazoa, Arthropoda, Insecta, Lepidoptera, Cosmopterigidae. The record is from RefSeq and is a predicted model, not a curated record. Gene Ontology annotation, cellular component: proteasome regulatory particle. The transcript is spliced from 7 exons.
UGAGAAGUAUUUUGUUGGGGCUGCUGACACAUCAUUUUUAAUAAAAUAAAUCUAUAUUGUAUUCAUCUCCAUACCUUAUCGCCAAAACAACACUCGAGAAGAGAUAAUGGAGCUAUCCGCGGAAGGUAAAACUCCAGAAUACAUGGCGCUGGCUGGCAUCAAAUUCAAACUUUCCUUGCCUGAAUUGAAAGGCAAUACUCAGUUGAAAGAGCAACUACUACAAGGUAUAAAGGCUGGGAACAUGGCUCCAUAUUACAAAGAAGUGUGUACAGAUUUGGGAUGGCAAUUUGAUCAGAAAUUGUAUGAUGAUAUGGCAAAAGAGAAUCAAGAAAAACUAUCCAAGUUCGAGGAGGAUGAUUCUGAAACUCCAGUGUGGCAUGACAGGUUGGAAUACCUUUGUUCCAUCGGAGAUAAAGAGGCUGCCACGGCACUGGCCACAUCCAAGUAUGAAGAUUCGACUCUUACAACCAACAGAAGACUAGAUGCCAUUUUUGCAAUGUUCAGAAUUGCUUACUUCCAUGGGUGCAAUGUUAAAGAAAUGGAAAAAGCUAUUAACAAGGCCCAUGAACUCGUAGACAAAGGCGGUGAUUGGCGUUCAAGAAACAAGCUGAAGGCAUACGAAGCAAUCUACUGCCUGGCUGUCAGAGAUUACAGUCAUGCGGCUGACCUCUUUAUUGACUGUGUCUCUACAUUUGAGUCUUAUGAGCUUGUUGAUUUUGGUGUCAUAAUCCAAUAUUGCGUAUUAGCAUGUGCAUUGGCCCUGGAGCGGCACGCGUUGCAGGCAGCGCUCCGUCGACAAGGAGCUGCAGUACAGGCGCUGCGCUCGCGCUUCCCCGAGCUCCGAGAACUAGUGGAGUCACUACAUGAGUGUCGAUAUGCUGACUUCUUCAAAAGUCUAGCUUGGGUGGAGACUCAAAUCUGCGUGGACCCCGUGUUUAGACCGCAUUAUCAACACUAUGUGCGGGAGGCUCGUAUCAAGGCCUACGUGCAGUUACUACGCGCAUAUCGCUCGCUCAGUCUUGACAACAUUGCCGACACUUUUGGAGUUACUAGGGAGUUUGUCGAGGAGGAAAUUUCCAACUUCACUGCAGCAGGUCGCCUACAAUGCCGCAUUGAUGCAGUCGCAGGCUGCGUAGUAACGGGCGCAGGACGCGGCGCAGAUGCCGAUCGCUCACAGCUCUACCAAGCCACCAUCCGCGAAGGAGAUUUGCUCCUUAAUCGCGUCAAGAAAUUAGCCAGCGUUAUUAAUUUCUAACCUAGUUUUAAGUAGCUAUUUUUGUAGAUUGUGGUUUCUUACAAUGCUUUUAGAGACCACCUGUGAAUCUGUAAAACUUAGAAUUUAUAGUUAAUACUAUGAAAGGAAUACCUACAAAACCUGGUCUAAAUUUUAACCGUAAUUCGCUACAUAAUUGUCUAAUUAAAUAAAUUACUC